This is a messenger RNA of Trichomonas vaginalis G3, 639 nucleotides long. RefSeq lists its product as uncharacterized. Bases 1 to 639 code for a protein of 212 amino acids. The transcript has a single exon. The record is from RefSeq and is a predicted model, not a curated record. Lineage: Eukaryota; Parabasalia; Trichomonadida; Trichomonadidae.
AUGAGCACAACAAGCAAAAAAGAACGUUACUCGAACAAUUUGCAAUACACUCCAACCAAAUCCGGAAACAAAUCAUUUUCAAGCCCAGUAAGUCAGCAAAAAAGCUUAGAUCAGCUUGAAUUCCAAGAUGCCCAAGAUCCACUUCAUGAUCUUGAAGUAAAGAAAUAUGAACUUCAGAAUAAGAACAUGAAACUUAUUUCUGAACUUGGUGCUAUAGGAGAUACAUCCAUUCUCGAAAAGCAAUUAACAAUUUUAGAAAGUAUAUCCAGAAAAGAAAAAUUACCAAGAAUUGGUGCGUUUUUAGAUACUAAUGAACUCAAAUCUUCAGGAGUUCUUGCUCAAGAUGAAAGUUUGUCAAAUUUACCUUCAAAAGUCAAACAAUUACAUAAAGAAAUAGACGAAAAUAUAACAAAAACAAAGACUCUUAACGCAGAUCUCAAAAGUAGCAUUUUAUCUCAAAAUUCGAUAUACGUUUCAAAAGACGAAGACGAAAAGAUACUAGAGAAGAUACGUACACAAUUAGACAGUCUCAAAUCAGCAUAUACAAGAAAUCAAAAAGCUCAGCUUGAAAGUUUGAAAAUGGAAAUUUAUCUUCUUAAGACAGAACUUCAAGAUUUACAAAACUCAGAAGGCAACUAA